GUACAGCCAAGAACCAAAAGCAGACAGGCAGCAAGAGGAACGAUCAUUGGACUUUCUUCUCACACAGCUGUGGCAAUGGAAUUAGUAAUGGGAAGCCCUCACAUUUUUGUAGUUUUGAACCAAGUGCACCCAAAUUCUUUUUUAUGCUGGGAAAAGAUUCUCUAACUUGACUCAGAGAUCCUGGUUUACUGCCUGACCAAAACCUGCCCGUUUACACGGGGCAGAAGGAGACACCCGCUCAUCACUCAGGUCCUGUGGGAACUCGCCUCUCAACCUUCCCAACAGUAUUUGGAAAAAAAACCCCAAAUCCAGAAUCAGCCAUAGGUGCGAGAGAUUUUAAAAGACCCCAGUGCUUGCUUUGUAAUUAGAAAUUACAGGAAAUGACUCAGAUAUACUUUGAAUUUUAAUUUUCCCUCAGUUUCUAAUUUAGCCAGAAGGAAUAAAUUAGUCCCUAGUCAGGAAUAUCUACCAUCUUUGAAACCUGGAUAAUCACAGAGAGUAAACAGCUCGUCAAUGCAAAGGUCCCAGCUGAAGGAUGUAAACGGGAAAAUGCAUGGAAUACCAUUUAUUUAUACUAUUUUGGAAACAUGAAAGGUUGAGCUGACCCUUCCAUGAUUCAAAUCUGAGUUUACAGCAUCAUUCAUCAUCUCAGAAUGGGUUUGUUCCAGUCUCCUUGAACAAAACUAUUUUCUCCUCACAUUUGCCGCACAGAAUUGGCUGAAUUUCAAUUCUGAGGUGCACGGUACAAAGAACAGUUCUGGAGUGAAAGGUGUCAAGCUGGCAAAAAUUGAAAAUUAGAUUGGUAUAAAAUCUAAUUUUUCUAAUAUAGGAAGCGUUUAGAUUUUCUUCUGUAAUAUAAUUUAACCCUAGAAAGUUGCAUAACAAUCAUGUAUCUUGGCAAUGGGUAUAGGUUUCAACCCUAGCUGGAUGAGCUAAAGGAUUUUAAUAAGAAAUUAUGCAACAAAUAUGUGGAAUUUGUGUUGCAUACAGUAGAAGAAAAUGCUUUGCACCUUCAAGCGCUGCACGUUUGCUGGAAUCCACCCAGAGGUAGUAGCAUCAAGAGCACUUUUUAGCCAGCUUGCUGGGUGACCUUUGCUUGAUUUUGGUCACGCCACACUGUUGCACAAAAAAACAACCUCUUAUUAUGCCAGGUGAUCUUACCAGUGACCCAGCAAGAGUACGAACCACAAAAUCUUGCAGUACUGUGAUUUUCUGGAGCUUCUGCUAGCAUUUGAGGAUGGGGUGUGCUGCUGGGGGCUCCCCUUGCACACUUGCCUGAAGCAUUCUCCUUCCAGAAAAAAUGACUCUUUCAACUUUUUUUUUUUUUCUUUGUUUUUUCCUCCCAGUAUCCAGGCUUUCAGCUGCAAGCUCCAGGUGUAAAAUCAGAAGCUGUGAGCAGUGUUUUCCUCCCGCAUUUUGGGCGGGAGGUGGACCAACUGCACAGUGACAGAUUAUGCAGAUCCUCUCGGAGCAUCUCAUCAAUCACGGUGGCGCGAGAGGGACGCGGCUCAUCUCCGAACUAGGCUGCGUGGCGGCGGCCUCGCGUGAAGCAUCCCCCCGCCGGCGUGACAUCAGAGCAGCUCGAGUCCUUGAAAGUCUCGGGGUUGAUUAGCAGAGGAACGGGCUGCUCCUGCCAAUCACCGCCCCGACACUCGUGGAGAUACGAGGCAGAGGGAGGCUGGCUCCGGCGAACGGGAGGCACGGCGGCAGUGGUACUAGUAACAGGAGCAGCUGGUAUUCGGGUGAUUAAAUAGUUCUCUCAGCCUUUUCGCCGCGCUCCGGCUGCUCCCUGGUGUAAUCCCCGUGUCCGAGAAGGAAGCUGCAUUUUAACGGUGCGCUGAGCAGAGGUUUGAAUCGUUCCAGCUGGCUGCUUGUUUGGAAAAGGACAGCCUGUGUAUAAAUGAGAUGUGACUGUGCCGGCAGAGUUCAGUCCCUGGGACUGGAGUGAGAGGAGCCUUCCCGGGAUGCUCCUCUGACAGCUGCUAUCAAUUGAAAACUCUCUCUAGCUUACCUGGAGCCGCGUGAGGAGAUGUGAAUAGAAGAUGUCUUUUUCCUGCACACUAGGAAAAGAAAUUCUUCUCUAGAUAAUGUUAAGAGUUUUCUUCAUUGAUUAUUGGCAACUGCUGCAUUCUGAGAAAGCCUCUUUCAAUUUAGCUUUCCAGAUCCUUUGAUUUCCUGCUCCAACAGCUUUAUAAUCUCUCCAACAACUUCAUAAAUGCACUGCAAUGGUCACAUGAACGUCUCAGGAGAGGAAUCAACACCUCCACGUCUCACUGUUAUUAUGGCACUUUAGAAAGAGAAAACCAAAAAGGAACAAGUCCAGGUCAAGUUGGAAGUCUUACAAAAGAUGAAUCUAAUAGUGAGGCUCCGAAGAAGUUUCAGAACCCUGGUCAUUCUCCUGGCUGCCUUCUGCCUAGCAAGUAUUGUCAUUUCUGCCUAUUACCUGUACACUGGCUACAAGCAGGAGAUGACUCUUGCAGAAACCACUGGAGAAGCAGAGUGUGAAGAUCUCAAGCUUUUACCAUACAGGUCCAUGGAGCUGAAAACAGCUAAGCCAAUUGAUCCAUCUAAAACUGAUCCCACCAUCCUUCUCUUUGUGGAAAGUCAGUACUCCCAGCUGGGACAAGAUAUCAUAGCCAUCCUUGAAUCCAGCAGAUUUCAAUACCACAUGGUCAUUGCACCUGCCAAGGGAGAUAUUCCCCCUCUCACAGACAAUGGAAGAGGAAAAUAUACGAUUAUUAUAUAUGAGAAUAUUUUAAAGUAUGUAUCCAUGGACUCAUGGAACAGAGAGCUUCUGGAAAAAUACUGCGUGGAAUACAGUGUUAGCAUAAUUGGUUUUCAUAAAGCCAAUGAGAACAGCUCCCCAAGUACAAAACUGAAAGGCUUGCCAUUACAUCUUUACAAUAACGUUGCCCUCAAAGAUUGUGUUGUAAACCCUCAGUCUCCCCUUCUGCGCAUUACCAAAGCACCAAGGACUGAGAAAGGCCCACUGCCUGGUGAAGACUGGACAGUUUUCCACUUCAACCAUUCCACCUACCAACCUGUGCUUUUAACUGAACUGCAGACUUCCAGGCCAACCCCCAUGGCAUUGCCAAAGGCUGCUCUGUAUGCAACUGUCAUCCAGGACAUGGGGCUUCAUGAUGGGAUUCAGAGAGUUCUUUUUGGAAACAACCUGACCUUCUGGUUGCACAAGCUGAUCUUUAUUGAUGCCAUCUCUUUUCUGUCAGGGAAGAAGCUCACACUGUCCUUGGAUAGAUACAUUCUGGUUGACAUUGAUGACAUCUUUGUUGGGAAAGAGGGAACAAGGAUGAAUGUCAACGAUGUGAAGGCUUUACUAGAGACUCAAAAUGUACUGCGCACUCAGGUUGCAAAUUUUACCUUCAACCUUGGAUUUUCAGGAAAAUUUUACCACACAGGCACUGAGGAGGAAGAUGAAGGUGAUGACCUGCUGUUGAGGUCUGUGGAUGAGUUUUGGUGGUUUCCCCAUAUGUGGAGUCACAUGCAGCCUCAUCUCUUCCACAAUGAGUCGUCACUGGUGGAGCAGAUGAUCCUCAACAAAGAAUUUGCACUGGAGCAUGGCAUACCAACUGACAUGGGGUACGCAGUGGCUCCACACCACUCUGGAGUCUACCCAGUCCACAUCCAGCUGUAUGAGGCCUGGAAGAAGGUCUGGCAUAUCCGAGUGACCAGCACAGAAGAAUACCCACACCUGAAGCCUGCACGGUACAGACGGGGCUUCAUCCACAAUGGCAUCAUGGUGCUCCCUCGACAGACCUGUGGCCUUUUCACUCAUACUAUUUUUUACAAGGAAUAUCCAGGGGGUCCUCAAGAGCUGGACAAAAGUAUCCGAGGAGGUGAACUUUUCCUCACCAUUCUCCUGAAUCCUAUCAGCAUCUUCAUGACCCAUUUGUCCAAUUAUGGGAAUGACCGCCUGGGGCUGUACACCUUCUCAAACCUGGCCAACUUUGUGAAGAGUUCAACCAACCUGCAACUACAGACACUGCCACCCAUCCAGCUGGCACACAAAUACUUCGAGCUCUUCCCUGAGCAGACAGACCCCCUUUGGCAGAAUCCAUGUGAUGACAAACGACACAGAGAUAUUUGGCCCAGAGACAAAACUUGUGACCAUCUACCCAAAUUUCUUGUGAUAGGACCCCAGAAAACAGGAACAACAGCACUUUAUUUAUUUCUUCUGAUGCAUCCUUCUAUUAUCAGUAAUCUCCCUAGCCCAAAAACUUUUGAAGAAGUUCAGUUCUUCAAUGGGAACAACUAUCACAAAGGAAUUGACUGGUACAUGGAUUUCUUCCCCACUCCUUCCAAUACCACCACCGACCUUCUCUUUGAGAAAAGUGCCAACUAUUUUCAUUCUGAGGAAGCUCCUAAACGAGCAGCUUCUCUCAUCCCCAAGGCCAAGAUCAUCACCAUCCUCAUCGACCCAUCUGACCGUGCCUAUUCUUGGUAUCAGCAUCAGCGCUCUCAUGAGGACCCCACUGCUCUGAAAUUCAAUUUUUAUGAAGUCAUUACGUCAAGCCCCUGGGCACCCUCAGAGACAAGGACUCUUCAGAAGAGGUGUCUGAUGCCUGGAUGGUAUGCUGUCCACAUUGAACGAUGGCUAACUCACUACCCAGCUUCACAGUUGCUAAUUAUUGAUGGACAGCAGUUAAGAAGUGACCCAGCUACUGUGAUGGAUGAAGUGCAAAAGUUUCUUGGAGUCUCUCCUCAUUAUAAUUACUCUGAAGCUCUAACGUUUGACCCUCAGAAGGGCUUUUGGUGCCAGUUACUGGAAGGAGGGAAAACAAAGUGCCUGGGAAAAAGCAAAGGUCGAAAAUACCCACCCAUGGACCAAGAGUCCCGAGAUUUCCUGUCAAGCUACUACCGAGAGCACAACGUGGAGCUGUCUAAGCUGCUGCACAGGCUGGGGCAGCCCCUGCCUUCCUGGCUGAGACAGGAGCUGCAGAAGGUCAGGUAGCACACACGAGCAGGGGUCCAGCCAAGGAUCAUUUCCUUCACCGUGAAACCCCUGCUUCUCCGACUCACCUGUGAUCGUCAGUAGAGGACCUCGUGAAUAAUGCUCUUUCUUUUUUAAAAAACAAAAAAACAAACAAAAAAAAAAACAACAAUAGAAAAGAAUAAAAAAACCAACAAGUGUUUAUAUGCACGUGCUGACAGUUAUUAGCAUCAACCCUUUUUGUCAGCUUCCAGGAAAUAUUAUGGAGCUAUGUGGCAUUACUCUUUACCCAGAACAGGAUUCGUGCAUAGUCUAGUCCCUCUAUUCACCAGAAAGUACCAGAAACUGUGCGUAGGACAGAUUGACUUCAGUGUGUAUGACAAAUUGCAGUCUGUCAGGACACAGUCAAAGGAUGGGAACAUCUCUCGCUGGAUUGUGAGUUCAUCCUCUUAGUGCAACUGCAAAGGUGUGGACCUGCCUAUGGAUUUGUCUCCAUCACUAAAAACCAAACGAGGACUUGCAAACAACACAGAUUCUGAAGUGAUCAAUGUUCUAGUGACUGGAUAACUUUUCUAAGACUUAAUAUCAUUUCCGUAGUAUUUCAAAACAAAAGACAUUCUCUUGAUAGAGUUGAGGAAAAACUUCACAGUCUUGCCCAAGCCUUUUCUUUGUUUUUUUCCUUCUUGCCCCAUGUGACGACAGCAAAUCCAGAUAAACAAGUACUUGGUGUUGAAGAAAAAGAAAUCAAAAUGCAUUUUAAUCACUCAAAAUAUUUUUGUUGGGGGGUGUUGAGGGAGGUCAAAGUCAAUAUUUGCUGGAAUUGUUUUAAAUAAUUGAUGUGAAUACACCUUAUUAUUAGUUUUCUCACCUCUGCAGAAUAAA
This is a messenger RNA of Lagopus muta (rock ptarmigan), 5830 nucleotides long. Its product is annotated as bifunctional heparan sulfate N-deacetylase/N-sulfotransferase 4. The transcript has 15 exons. Gene Ontology annotation, molecular function: deacetylase activity; heparan sulfate N-sulfotransferase activity. Gene Ontology annotation, cellular component: Golgi apparatus. Lineage: Eukaryota; Metazoa; Chordata; Aves; Galliformes; Phasianidae. The coding region runs from base 2348 to 4969 and encodes 873 amino acids. The record is from RefSeq and is a predicted model, not a curated record.